AGCCAAUGGACAGGUUGUAGAAACAAGUGUGACGUCAAAGUUAAUAGGCCCACGUGAUGUUCUCGAGGUUUGGAUUCUCAAUUGGGAAGCCAUUGCUUUGCGGUGUACAUAGACUGGAAUGUUAGCACGUGCUGUCGGAGAGAAGAAAUACUUGAAAAUAUGCCAUUUAAAUGCUGUGUAACUGGUUGUCGGGGAAAUUAUAAAGGUACUGAAAAGGUGCAUACAUUUUCCUUUCCCAAAAAUGAUGCUCUUAGAGAGAGGUGGCUAAGAAAUAUACCUAGGAAGGACUUCUCAGCAACUCCAUAUUCUCGGGUGUGCCAUAAACAUUUUCAACCUGAUGACCUCAUCUGGGAAACAUCAGCUUUCGAUGAAAAAAAUGGGAAAAUCAUUAAAGCUUCACUGCAGAGACCAAAACUAAAAGAAGGCGCUUUUCCUAGCAUAUUUGAUGGCUGUCCAUCGUAUUUAUCUUCACAAGCUGGUAGUUCGAGAAAAAGUCCGAAUGAGAAAAAAAUGGAACGAGAAGCAAACCUCAUGAUGAAAGCUAUUGCUCAUAGUAAAUUAUCAGCUGCUGAGUAUUAUAAAUCGAGGACAUUUUCAGACUUUAAUGAACUUUUAACCUGUUGUAUGCAAUAUAAUUUUCUACAUUUUGGAACGUUGUGCACAAAGACAAUAUCUUGA
Stegodyphus dumicola is the source of this 678-nucleotide messenger RNA. RefSeq lists its product as uncharacterized. NCBI's taxonomy places the organism in Eukaryota, Metazoa, Arthropoda, Arachnida, Araneae, Eresidae. Gene Ontology annotation, molecular function: sequence-specific DNA binding. The record is from RefSeq and is a predicted model, not a curated record.